GUGCGCUGUCACUGAGUCAUGUCGCUGCGUCCCCGUUUGGUCAUUUUGGCGUCACAACUCGGCCUGCAUUUCACAUGCGAGGGCCGAGUCAAUUCCCCGCAGAUUGCGCCCUCCGAGUUCGUGCCGCGUGUGAGGUGUGGGCCUGUCCUCCGAGUGGAUAUCGACGAACCCACGGGUUUCGAAAAAAAAAAUGGUAAUAUGCAUGCGCCUCAAAUGCUCAUGAUCCCAGUCCGUCGCUAUGCAUAUGGUGUUGAAUCAAAUAAAAAUCAAAGGUGCU
This is a messenger RNA of Colletotrichum godetiae, 277 nucleotides long. RefSeq lists its product as uncharacterized. The record is from RefSeq and is a predicted model, not a curated record. The annotation marks the transcript as partial. The transcript has 3 exons. Lineage: Eukaryota; Fungi; Ascomycota; Sordariomycetes; Glomerellales; Glomerellaceae.